Messenger RNA from Plasmopara halstedii, 1377 nucleotides. Its product is annotated as protein enhancer of rudimentary. The record is from RefSeq and is a predicted model, not a curated record. Gene Ontology annotation, biological process: ubiquitin-dependent protein catabolic process. NCBI's taxonomy places the organism in Eukaryota, Oomycota, Peronosporomycetes, Peronosporales, Peronosporaceae. Bases 1 to 1377 code for a protein of 458 amino acids. The transcript is spliced from 9 exons.
AUGGCGGAGUUUCGACAGGCCAAGCAUACAAUUAUUCUGGUGCAGUACACACGCGACCCAAACUCGCGCACUUACCUCGACUUUGAGUCUGUAAACGGUGGGAUGGAUGGUGUGGUCAAAAUGUACGAGGCCAAGCUUAAGCAGCUUAAUCCAAAUCUAAAGAAUAUCACAUACGAUAUCCAAGAUCUGUAUACGUACAUCGACUCGCUUACGGAUCUUAGCGCGCUCGUGUUGGAUCUUGAAACGAAGACGUAUUUGCCCUGUGGCAAAGAGUGGAUUAAGAAGAAGGUCUUCCAGGUGCUUAAGAAUCAGGAUAUUUCAAAAAUUCAGGAACUCGACAAAUUGGGAAGUAUAUUAACUAUAUCGCAUGAGCUGGUGCCUCGACGCUUGGUACAGGUAAAAGAGCUGUACAAUUACGAGAGCAGCAAGGACGAUUUUGCCCCGAGCACUCCUGUCGCUACUUCAAACGCUGUAGCGAUAUCCAUUUCGCUUAAGCUGAUAGAACUGAGCGUUAACAUGGAGGCAAGCGCCGAGACUCCGGCGCUUGAUAUGGUCAAGCUUAUCAGCGCCGAGGGACACGAGUUGUAUAUAAGCAGAAAAUGCGCCAUGGUGUCAGGCACCAUUCGUGCUAUGCUUAGUGGCCAAUUUACGGAGAGUAAGGGUGAGAUCACUUUUCCAGACAUCAGUGCACCCAUUCUGGAAAAGGUUUCCCAAUACAUGUACUAUAAGACACAAUAUUCGGACAGCACAUCCCGCUUGCCUGAGUUUAUCAUCGAGCCUGAGAUCGCUAUGGAUCGCUUUCGUAAAGUGUUGGUGUGUCUUUUAAAAAAAUUCGCAUACAGACCCUUCAGUCGACAGGAUUCCAUGCUACUUGCCAGACAGCGAAGACGCGCACGGCUCGUAUUACAGCAGACUAUUUUCUUUGAGGCUUGCUUUGGCUUCAUAUUUUACCCGCUGUCGUGUCUGCUGUUAAGAGAUAAGCUUCAAGUACUCCAAUACCACUCUUCAUUCUCACGUGCCCUUCCUGUAUUCUGCUUGAUCGUGCUGAUCCCAGCAGACAUAGCACGAUACUACUUGGGCACGCAUGGCAACUUGCGAUCGCAAGUGUACCCCCUCACAGCAUUCAUGUUUUUGUCCGCGUGUCCACUGCUUCCAGGGCUUAUUUACUUAAGCCUUUUUGCUGAACACCGCAUUCCAUUUGAUACUGCAGCCGGAUUAUACUCCGUCUUUUUGCUCGUCGCUGAGAUUGUAGCUGGCUUUAUUGUACUACGUGAUCUACUCAGACAAGAGGCAGCACGAUUUCUCAAGACGCGCAAUUUUAAUCAUACAAAAGGGAAUGAGGUUGAUGACGAUGAGCGCGCUCGAUUUCUGCAUUGA